Molecule: messenger RNA, 651 nt
Organism: Myxocyprinus asiaticus (Chinese sucker)
Lineage: Eukaryota; Metazoa; Chordata; Actinopteri; Cypriniformes; Catostomidae
Gene: smim20
Product: small integral membrane protein 20
Exons: 3
Coding region: 57-263 (68 amino acids)
Biological process (GO): mitochondrial respiratory chain complex IV assembly
Cellular component (GO): mitochondrial inner membrane
Source: RefSeq, a predicted model, not a curated record
ACAGCAUGAUUGAGGUUAUUCCUGUCCUUCUCGGAUGAGGUGAACAUGUAACAAUCAUGUCCAGUAAUAAAAGGAUAACGCUUAUAUUUGGAGGGUUCAUUGCAGCUGUUGCAGUUGCUUUUUAUCCUAUAUUUUUCCAUCCUCUCACUCACAGUGAAGAUUACAAGCAGGUCCAGAAGAUGAAUCGAGCUGGAAUAAAUCAAGCAGAUGUUCAGCCUGUUGGUGUGAAAAUCUGGUCGGAUCCCUUCAAGCCAAAGUCAUGAUGCAUGUAGGAAUGGAACAGAAUUCAAGAAGAAGCCUGAGACUCCACUGUUUGAGUGCUUUGGAAGAGACACAAACAUUGAUGUUGUACAACCAUGCACCUAAUAAUGAGGCUUUAAGAAUGGAAAAAGCUUUCUGUGUGUAUAUGUGUGUGUGUGAGUUUUGUAAAGGAGAAUGGGCUGAUUGAAAUCAGAAUGGCUGAUCGAUUUUUUUUUUUUUUCUUUUUUUUUUUUCCUGCUUGUUAAAUCAUUCAACAAAAUAUGUACAUAUUGGUUAACACUUAAAAUAUUCUGUGGAUAAAUCACUAUCACAGCAUAGUGCUUAUUAACUCAAAUGUAUUUAUGGGAUGAUGGACUAUUAAGUGAAUAAAACCCAUAUAUUGAACCUUUC